Prunus persica (peach) is the source of this 2058-nucleotide messenger RNA. Its product is annotated as protein PHLOEM PROTEIN 2-LIKE A10. The transcript is spliced from 2 exons. NCBI's taxonomy places the organism in Eukaryota, Viridiplantae, Streptophyta, Magnoliopsida, Rosales, Rosaceae. The record is from RefSeq and is a predicted model, not a curated record. Bases 307 to 1653 code for a protein of 448 amino acids.
UCGGGCGUUCUCACCCAUUCAGAAAUCUGAACCAGAGAAACAAGUACACGUAUACACAAUUACACAUAGCUUUUCCUUUCCUGCACGAAUCUCUCUGCAACGGCUUUUAGGACAUCCCCUUCUCACUUUCACAGAACAAAGAAACUUGGCUCAACUAUUGGUCUCAGUUAAGGUAAAUACUUCUCCUUUUCUCUCCAAAUUGAACAGCGUAAGACGUAAGCUUUACACACUUUCAUCCCCAACCAAAUAGCGGGUGGAAAGUUUCAAUCUAAAUCAAAAUUGGGUACUUGAGAUUUUGUGUUCUUUAUGGACCAUCAAUUGGCGAAAAAGGGUUUUGAUUAUGCCCGGAAAAGGAAGAAAUGGCUCUUUGUAGCUGCCGCUUUAGGCUUCUCUGGUUAUGGCGUGUACAGGGUUUAUAACUUGCCUUCAGUAUCCCAAAAAAGAAAAAGAAUUUCAAAGCUUUUAGGAGCUUUAGUUUCUAUAGCUGAAGUAGUUUCAGACUCUGCUGAGUCAAUUGGAGUUGUCUCUAAGGAUUUGAGGGACUUUCUGAAAUCUGAUUCUGACAAAAUUCCAAAUAGCUUAAAGCAAGUUUCCAAAAUCACAAGGUCGGGUGAGUUUUCAGAAUCUGUUGUUAAGCUCACACAGGCUGUGACUUUGGGAGUUUUGCUGGGUUAUCGAUCGGAGGCAAGGAAUGAUGGUGACAAUGGAAUUUCUAGUAAUUCAAGCUUUACAGACCAGGUUAUGGACAAGCUUUUUACCAACGCCGGGUCUGGUUUUGUUUCAGUUGUUGUUGGAAGCUUCGCUAGGAAUUUGGUAUUAGCUUUUUAUUCAGAUGAGAAGUCUGGUGGAGGAUCUAAUUCAAACAAUUCCCCAAGUAUGGACCAUUUUGUUUCAGAAACAAAUUCUGUUCCAACAUGGGUGGAUGUGGUUUGUGACAAAAAGUGCAGAGACCUCAUUGGUGAUUGUAUCCAGUUAUUUGUAAGCACAGCUGUUGCUGUUUAUCUUGACAAGACUGUGAAUAUCAACACCUAUGAUGACAUCUUCUCUGGGUUAACUAACCCCAAGCAUGAAACAAAAGUGAGAGACAUGUUGUCAUCUGUAUGUAAUGGCGCGGUGGAAACUCUUAUCAGAACAUCUCACCAAGUGUUGGCAAAUUCAACUUCAAAGGCCAAUCCUUCAAAUUUGAAUUCGAGUUCCUAUCUGGCAAUUGAUGAAAGCCGAACUCCAGCUCGAGAUGAGGGCUUCAGCGAAAAGGCAUUAUCGAUGCAUUCAAAGGCAACAAAUGUGGAUGAUGAGACGAAAGACAGUGGUUGGGUUGGAAAAGUGUCCUCUACUUUGGCAGUGCCAAGCAAUAGGAGGUUUGUUCUUGAUGUGACUGGGAGGGUUGCAUCUGAAACCGUCAGAUCAUUCUUGGAGUUUUCGUCGGAGAAACUAUUUGAUGGGAUGAAAGGAUAUGCUAAUUCUGUUCGUGAGGAAACUGUGGACAAGGGUUUUGGGAUAGUGAGAUAUGCUAAUUCUGUUCGUGAGGAAACUGUGGACAAGGGUUUUGGGAUAGUGAGAUAUGCUGUUGGAAAGUCCUCUGUCAUUGCUACUGUAUGGCUAUCGUUGUGUUUACACAUAAUGGACAGCCCAUGGGCUUUGGUGCCAGCUUAGCUUGUUAAGUAUAUUCUCAUUUAACAAGUGCAUAUAGGCAAAAGAUCGCAUUCUGCAACUGCUUGGAUGGUGGAUGCUUGUGUAUAUUUCACCCAAAUCCGUAAAUUUCAUUAGGAUUGAUGGACUGAUAAGAGAAUGCUGCUUAUGACUGGAGGAGAUUUUAUGGAUCCAACCUCGAUGACAUGCUGGUCUUCACUGGUUGAUGUUGUUUGCGAGAUUGAAUGUUUUAGAAUUUGUAAAGAAAGAAACUUCAUUGUUCUUUAGGGCAUGUGUUAAGAUUAGCAUACUUAAAGCUAGAAUAUUUAGCAUUUCCAUUAUAUGAUUACAGCUAUCUGUCAAUAUGGUUGUUUGCGCAUCUGCACAGAGCACAAACAUGUCACUGUUUAAUAUAUUUUGCAUUCUUUA